GAAAGGAGUCCCUGCAAUUGACCAUGGUUUCACAGAGGUCUCAGUCUGUCUUGGAAGAAGUUACCACCAAGAGUGACUGUUGCUGAAUUUGUUGUUCUCCCUCAGGUAUUCUGCUAUGUUACCCAGAAAGAAAUCCAGCAAACUGUAAGAGAAACGCCGUUUCAUCCUGACAUUGGCUCUUCCUUAAUUGCAGUCACACUUCUCAACACCCUGCCUCUUACUCCACAAUGAAAGAUGGACAAAUUUCACACCAAAAGGGUAAAAACUGCUGUUGGAUAUAUGUGGCCUUCAAAUCUUUGCAAGAUCAGGAAAUCUCUUAAAAAUGUUUACCAAAAAUGUAAGAUCCAGCACUUGAAUUCAACCAUCAGAGAUUCAUCAAGGACUUAUGAUUGUGACCAAGAUGGCAUAGGUUCAGAUAAAGAAAUGAAUCUUACAGUAAUGCUCCAAGAUAUUAAAGCUACUCAAAUUGAACUCCUCAGCAAAAUGACUGACAUUGUCAAUGCAGUAUCAAAAGUCCAGGAAAAGAACAACCAUUGCGAGAAACAGACAGAGAACCUAGAAACCAAAAUGGAUGUUAAUGAAGACAAACAAUUCACAUCUACCAAGGAUAUCCUCCCUAUGAAGGAAGACAUGAAUAUUUUAAAGAACAAGGUAACAGAACUGGAAAACCAGAAUUCUUGUGCCAGUAUAUAUUGUUUAGAAGUUCUGGAAAGAGAAAAGGCUAAAGAAAUCAUAGAACUGCUUCACAAAUUUGUACAACCAGAAAUUCUGAAGAACACCACAGCCUCUGUGGACUCUGAAAUCUCUACAGCAGAACCAGGAAAAAUGUCUAGUUAUCCAGAGCCCACUGAUCAUCUUAAAGAAAAUAAAAUCUCCCCAAAAAUAAAAACGUUAAGGAAAAGUCACCCAAAAAAAGCACAUAGAAGCCUUAAAAAAGCAAAGUCAAGUAUUAAUACUUACCCAGACUUUGGUACAUGGAUCAAGCUAACUUUUGUUCAUGGAGAAAAGUGGAGAUUUUUCCUCAGGGCCACCAAGUUAGAUGUCUUCAUCAAGUGGCUUCUUUCUACACCAACCCCUCUUCCUGAGGAACCACAGAUCAGACCCAAGAGAGACUGUCCAUCCCCGGGACUUAUUGCAAGCUUGACCACAAUUUAUUUCUCUCUUAUCAACUAUGUUUGCUACCUUUUUGGUUUUUCAAAAGAGGAAGUAACUAGACUAUAGAGGUUUUUUUCUGCUUUGCUUAGUACAAAAUAAAUGCAAUUGGUUUGCUGUAAGCAUUCACAAACUUUGUGGUGACU
Molecule: messenger RNA, 1298 nt
Organism: Cavia porcellus (domestic guinea pig)
Lineage: Eukaryota; Metazoa; Chordata; Mammalia; Rodentia; Caviidae
Gene: Ccdc54
Product: coiled-coil domain containing 54
Exons: 1
Coding region: 235-1221 (328 amino acids)
Source: RefSeq, a predicted model, not a curated record